AUGCCAAGCAACGACUGCGAGCCACAAGAUGAGCAACACAGCGCGGCGCUGCGGCAGGCGCUGUGGUCAGCCCGGUCUUAUGCUGUUUCGGAUGCUGCUGCUGGUGCUGCUGCUGUAGAAGACGAGAGCAAGUAUUCCUUCAGGCCUCGAAUAUCUGCGGAGUCGCAGGUCCUUGCUGCUGCUGCUGCUGCGGCAGCAGCAGCGGCAAGACCAGCGGCAGAGGCAGCAGCAGUAGGGAACUGCAACAGUGUGCACCUGCGCCUGUAUUACCAGGGACUCGAGUCAAGGCGGAAAAAGCAGCAGCAAAAGAUUCUGCUGCUGCGCCAGCAACAGCAACAGCGGUCGCGGUGUAGCGCAGUAACCGCCAGCAGCAGCAGCAGCAGCAGCAGCAGCGCUUCUUGCGGCCUGCUUAUCUCUCAGCAGCUCUACGAAGACGCACUAACGAGGAGGCGCAAGCAGCAGCAGCAGCUUCUCUUGCUGCAGCGAGAGCAGCAGCACCUCAGUAGCUCAUCCAAGCUAACGGCUGCGUCGCUCAGAGUCUUCAAGCAGCGGCUCUCCAAGGAACUCAAGCAGGCCUACGCCAGCCUUCAGCAGCAAGCCUCAGACGCCUCUGCCCUCCCGGCGCCUCUGCUCCCUGACUGCCUGCAGCUGCUGGGUAUUUUCCAGCACCAACACGAGCAGCAGCAGCAGCAUCAGCUGCAGCAGACCGACCCCGUUAUCAGGGCGAGGAAGCAACUGACCUUUCAAGAAGCCACAAAGAAAGAACUCCGAUUGGCAGACCGGCUCUGCAGCCUUCUGGACCCUGAGGGCUCGGGGAAGAUACAGCGAGAGCGUCUUUUCCAGUUUCUUGCUGGGCUCUUGUCGGACUGCAGCAGGAGUUGGAGUGGCAGCAGCAGCUGCUGCAGCGGUCACUGCGGCAGCAGCAAGGAACCCGCCCGUGACAGCAGCGGAAUCAGCAGCAAAUGUUCCUGCCCUCAACUCGCUGCAGCGACCAAAAGACUUGAGGAUAUAGGAAUCAGAGAAGGCGAAGCAGGAGUCAGCAGCGUCAGAGGUGCACACGCAGCAACACAGCUGCAGCAAGAAACUCUUGCAGUUUACGCUGAGCUGCGGCGCCUAAGUCGUGACUUCUUGCCGCUGCUUUUGAACCGCCAGAGGAGUUGCUUCUUCCGCAACAAAAGCCUCCGCCAGGCGCCCCCACAGGAGGCACAGCCAAAAGUGCGCUGCAGCUCUGCAGCAGUCACAGAAAGGCUUCUUGAACGCGGGCGGCAACGGCAGGCUCGAAGGGAGCUCUUGCAGCAGCAGCGGCAGCAGGAGCAGCAGCAGCGGUGCCCAGGAAGCCCCCGUUCCUGCACACCAAGGGGAAAUUCAGUGGGGGGCCCCUGGGGGCCCCCAACGGCGGCUCAGAAACAGCCAAAGCGGACGAAAGGAGGAGUGUCUCGACACGUGCAGUUAUUCGAGCUGGCGCAAUAUCAGCAACAGCAGCAAGAACAGCAAAAGCAGCUUCGGCAGCAACAACAGCAGCAAGAUGACUUGAAGGAAUGCACUUUCAGGCCUGACUUAGGCCUAUCUCAUAAAGCGCCUCGAGGCCUUGGGCCGGGCCCUCCUCCCCCUGUGGGCUUUGGAGCAGCCAUAGAACGGCUCCGGCGAGGAGCUGCAGACAGGGAGCGUCUUUUCAGGUUUUACCAUAACCGGCAAGCCCUAAACCCUAAGCCCACUCACAGCCAUGACUCAGAACAAACUCCCCUGGCGGAGGCCCUCAAACUCAAUCCCCCAAGCUUGCCACUGUCUUCUUGCAAAUCAAGCGAACCCUUAUUUCCCUUAAGUUAUAGCAUGAGCCUAGUAAGUAAACCCAACCAGAAUACGUCACCCUCACAUCUAGCUCUGGACUUCACGAGCUCGAGGGUCUUGUGA
Eimeria necatrix is the source of this 1911-nucleotide messenger RNA. RefSeq lists its product as hypothetical. The transcript has 9 exons. Lineage: Eukaryota; Apicomplexa; Conoidasida; Eucoccidiorida; Eimeriidae. The record is from RefSeq and is a predicted model, not a curated record. The coding region runs from base 1 to 1911 and encodes 636 amino acids.